Messenger RNA from Cheilinus undulatus (humphead wrasse), 3849 nucleotides. It is a transcript of the gene st3gal4, whose product is annotated as ST3 beta-galactoside alpha-2,3-sialyltransferase 4. Bases 506 to 1525 code for a protein of 339 amino acids. The record is from RefSeq and is a predicted model, not a curated record. The transcript has 12 exons. Lineage: Eukaryota; Metazoa; Chordata; Actinopteri; Labriformes; Labridae. Gene Ontology annotation, molecular function: sialyltransferase activity. Gene Ontology annotation, biological process: glycolipid biosynthetic process.
AACAGAGAAAGCGUUCCAGUAAACCGCUAUAACAGCCUGCGGACUGCAUGCCACUCAGAGCCACAGUAAACUACCCUGCGCGGUUCUUGUUUCCGCUACAUUGUUCAGAGGAGGGAUGAGCUUUGAUGCUCACGUCACAUCACUGCUUCUACCCGUGCGCGUGCUCUGCGGGCUCCACCACGUAUUCCUCGUUUUCCCACGCAGGGCUUGCCACCCAAAAGCAACGUGAACUUGGUUUCAACAUCAGUGUACAGUACAAGAGGCUCGCUCCACGGAUUAAAGCUCAUCUGUCUGGGAGCGCUGCUGGUGAGUAGACUGGACUAAAAGCACAGCUUUGGAGCUAACGCGGAGCUGCAGCGUGUGUGAAGGAGUUCUGAGUGGGCUUGGGAGAAGCCCAGAAUACAUCACAUCUGUAACACUGAGGAUUUAAUCAUUGGCAAUGAAAGAGGGAAAAGGAUAACCUCAUGCACUGCACAGACAUGAGAGGACCAAGGAGCACCUGAAGAUGUCCCAGAAGGCAACUAAAACAUGGUGCCUUAGGCUUCUCCCAGUUCUCCUCUUCUUCAUCUCCUUUAUCACGUACUACUGCUCCUACGUCAUACUUCAGAGUUAUGGAGGCACCAGCAAGUCUCUGAACAGUAGCAAGUCGCUGUGUGGCGGCUGGCUUACACAGAAGAAGUGGGAGAGCCUUAACUUUAACAUUAGCAGGCAGACAAAUCUCUUUCUGAAACUGGAGGAUUUCUUCUGGCGGGAACAUCUGUCUAAGCUGGCAUUGCCUUAUGGCAUUAAGGGCAGUGAGCUGCUGCUGCUCAAAGUUCUUGCUGUUACAGCAAAUUAUCAGCUGCCAACCAACAUAGAAAAACUUGAAUGCAGAACCUGUGUAGUCAUAGGAAAUGGCUAUGCCAUUAAAAACAGCUCCUUGGGAAGCAUCAUCAACAAAUAUGACGUGGUCAUUCGGUUGAACGAUGCUCCAGUCAGAGGCUAUGAAGAGGACGUGGGGAAUAAGACCACCAUGAGGUUCUUCUACCCCGAGUCAGCGUCUUACAACCCUGGACUGCACAACGAACCCAGCACGCUGAUGGUCCUGGUGCCUUUUAAGCAGCAAGAUCUACGAUGGCUUAAAGAGAUUCUUUAUAAUGAGAAGAGGGUCAGGAAAGGCUUUUGGAAGCCUCCUCCCCAGAUCUGGUUGGCUGACGUCAGUAAAAUCAGAGUGCUGGACCCCCACUUUCUGCACCAGACGGCAGACAGGCUGCUCCAGAUCCCUCUCUAUCCUAAGACAAGACAGCCAGUGCACCCCACCACGGGUAUCCUUGCUGUUUUCGUUGCUCUUAACUACUGUGAUGUGGUCCACAUUGCUGGUUUUGGAUACCCAAACUCCAAGAGCCAAAGACAACCGAUCCACUACUAUGGAUACGACACCAUGAAGUCUAUGAAGAAUUCCUACCACGACCUCAAUCACGAAGCAGAAGCCUUAAAAAGACUGGAGGAUUCAGGAGCCAUUUUGUACCUGCACCCUCAUUCAUGAUAUCCACCUGUGUUCAAUCACUUGAACAUGAAAAUGAUUGAACACACCGUCAUGUCUGAAUCCUGGUUUGGCCCACAUCAAUCAGGAUCCAAUCUUUCUGUGCCUUCUGCGCUGGGAUGAAAGACAUUUUGUUGAGUCAUCAUUUUGUAACAUGAGUGUCACAGGUCUAUCUCCAAUGAAUGUUUUCACCGGCACCUUAUAUUUCUGAUGAUUUGUCGAGUAGAGUAACCUUAGCACUUUGCAUAAUGUUCGAACGACUUUCUAAGUUACAUAAUCAUAACUUUUCAUGGCAAAACCACACGUCUACUGUGACAGUUUCUCAGAAAACAAGUCAGAUUAUGUUGGAGGUGGAUAAUUUCAAUGUUUGAUGUUUGUUUCAUGGCAAUGCAACAAAGGUUGUACAUACCAUCUAAAGCCGAAGUCAGACUACACAUUUUAAGAACCACUAUGGCCCAAUCUGGGUAUUGUGGGAUUUUAGGUAGCCCGACAGGCCAAAUAAACUGUUUAUAUCUCCUUUGCAUGGGACAUAUAUCACAUUCCAUACAAAGUUUCUGGAAAGGGCAAGACUUAAUCUGAAAUUCUGUCACAUUCAUUACGGGCCAAUCAGAGUGACAAGACAAAAUGAGGUAGUAGGCAUGUGCAGCUCUGGCAAGUUACUUGAGCUUGACAGGCAGGUGCUGUUGUAGUUUACAGAGGGUGGAGAUUGUUGGUGGAUAAAACUCAUGCCAGUCGGGAGAAGUGCAAAAACAUCACCUCAGCCAAGAAAGGCUUUCAGCAGUUCUUUGCUUCUCUUUCAAUAAAGAAAUGCUGACCAGGCCUGAUAAAAAAAACAAAACAAAAAAAAACAAACAAACAAACAAACAAAAAAAAAAAACUGUUGCUUAAGUCAGUGGUUCCCAGCUAGUUUGGUGUCAGGACCCACCGCCUCCUUGAGAGACAUUGUGACCCAAAUUUUUAGACAUUUUCAACCUUCCAUCUUGUACUCUUCUUAUCCUGUUAGGGAUCUCAGGGGUUGGAGCCUAUCCUAGCUGUCAUCAGGCAAGGGACGGGGCACACCCUGGACUGGUUGCUAGUCAAUCAAAGGGCUGACAUAUAGAGACAAACAACCAGGCACAUCCACACCUAUGGCCAAUUUAGAGUCCCCAGUAACCUACGAGCAUGUCUUUGAUGUUGGGAGGGCACCGGAGAACCCACGCAUGCACGGGGAAGCCGCACAGAAAGCUUCUGACCAAGAAGUGGACCAGGAACCUUCUUGCUGCGAGGCAGUGGCAUUAGCGCCGGCACUGAGCCAACCACUCAAAUGUAUUUUAUAAGGUAUGCUGUACUUUGGACCCUAAAUAGAACAAAACAUAACUGAACAUAGAGAAAGACAAAACAUGUUAAAAGCGACCCAUUACAGAAGGAUAUGCAUGCAUAAAACUAGUUUUAUUCCAUUUCCCACAAGACAUUUGGUAGAAAUUUGGUAGUUUCUUUAGGAAUUUCCUCUUGUCUAGGGAAGCUCAGCUUUGUUAUCUAAAGAAAAGGAGAUACAAAAGGAGAAAUCUUAAAACAAUCACUGAAAUUCACCCAUCAUCAGAGGAACAUUCAAAGAAUAGAUUAAUUAGUUUAAUGUAUGUCCACUUUGAGCUACCGUGUACAGACUUUUAUGCCCAUUGUCUCCUUUUUGCAAGCAUUCCUGACCCACUGUAAAGUGCUUAAGGCUACCAAGUUGCCCACUAAAAAAAUUCAUGCAGGUCUUCCCUGACAAAAAGCAUUAAACUUUUGAAUUAGCUCAGCACACCUGUUAAAAUUUUAUUAUGAUGAAUAUUACUAACUGGUAUACUGAUAGAACAGCCACAUAACACUUGGGAGUUUAAGGCACGGAAAUGUCUUUGCUCUAACCGUCUGGAAUUUCAUAAACUGUUAAUUCAAUCAGAAACUUCAGCCCUGAUCCAGUGCACAGGGAAAUAUCUCAAGCUUUUUAUUUUUUACUGUUUGCGGUGCAAUGUGUUGGUAAUUUUUAUCAGCUCAUGUUUUAAAAAGGUCUUAAAAAGUCUUAGAUUUGAUUUUUAAAAUCGUGUAUAAACCUGACUGUCAGCGUAUUAUUUGAUACUUUCUCUCCGGGUUGCAAAAGAGAGAUUGAAUUGUCAUUUUAUAGGCUCAGUCCUGAUUUACAAUUUUUACUCCUACCCCUAAUUUUUGAAGAAUAGAGUUAAGAGGGGUGGUGGGUAAACUUCUAGACCAUGAUUUGUCAUCAGUAAUCGUAGACAGUAUAUCAACAGAUCAGACAUUACCAGAUGACAAACUUUUUUUUUUUUUUUUCACUUGUUUGUUCAAAAUGAAAC